Rhipicephalus sanguineus (brown dog tick) is the source of this 828-nucleotide messenger RNA. Its product is annotated as translation machinery-associated protein 16. The transcript has 6 exons. NCBI's taxonomy places the organism in Eukaryota, Metazoa, Arthropoda, Arachnida, Ixodida, Ixodidae. Gene Ontology annotation, cellular component: nucleus. The coding region runs from base 209 to 742 and encodes 177 amino acids. The record is from RefSeq and is a predicted model, not a curated record.
ACCGAAACGCGCCUACGCAUUCGUGGUGCACGUGCUGUCAUGGGCCGCACGAUCGUUUCCUUGUGCUAGAGUACACUUUACUUGUGCACCUGCCGUAUUGUUGUCGUGUGGUCGUUCUCUAGUACCCGCGUUCAGGUUUCUUGCUUUCCGUAGUUUGAGCAGUUCAGUGGUAGUUUGAGGUGCCAUCUCGCCGAAGAUUCAAAGCGCAAUGCCAAAGGCUAAUCAAGCAGAGAAAAAGAGGCGCAUACAAGCCAGAACGUCGAGGCCAGUGCAUCCAAACAGCCGAAAGGCUCAGCAGAUGGCUAGGAAGAAAAUUCACAACAGCAAAAUCACUACUAGAAAAAAGCAGUUGGCACUCAAGCUGAAGAACAAGCUCGAGAAGCUUGCCUGGUUUCGCGAGAACCUUUCGACCGUUGAGGCUGACCGACUGUCCCCAGCAGAGUUUGACGCGUUGAUUGAAAGGUACUUUCGGCGUUUUGACGGGGAGCUUGAGCACGUCGAUAACAUCGAACGCAUCCGUGGCACCGUCACUCAGUUCAAAGGGCGGUUAGAUGCCAUCAAGAUCACCCUUGAGAAUGAAAUCCGAAAUUACAAUUCAUGUGGCAUUGAAGCACCAGACUUGCUCUCGCCAGAUGCUUUCAAGCUCUUCGUGGAGUGGGAUGGAAGCUCCGUGAAUUACCUGCCAAAAAUAGACAUGCGUACGAUCUCCAAGGCCAUGCUGGAACGACUGGCACUCCAAUGAAAGAGAAAAUAUUUUUAAUUUGUUGAGACUGUUAUAUCUGUAUUUAUUUAAGCUUGCAAAUGUGCUGUAUAAAUGUGCUUCACAAA